AUGGCAGCUUUGUUGUCGCAAAGCCGCGCUGGCUCAUGCUGGAGAUUUCGUGCAGGCUUGCUUUGGACACUCUCAGGACGGAACUGCCAUUCAUUAUCAAACAAGACGCGAUACAGCGAUGAUGCCAAAAAUGUGCUAUCGAGAAUUUGCAACUAUAAAAAGCUGCUUAAUUCAAGAUCACAGCGGUCACUCACAAGCCAGUCACACAAACUCAUUCAGAAUAUUCUCUACAGACCCUUGAGUCCUGGAAUGGUGGGAAUAAGCAAAGAAUUAAUCAAGAGCAACCUGUUGAAAAACCCUGUUGGUUUGGUGAAUCUGUUAGGGACCACAAACUUCUUUAGUACAACCCAAUCCAAACAAGAGAAAAAUAAAAGUAACGGAUCAAAGGGAAAAACUCCAGAGGAAGAUGAGGAAGAGAAGAAACGACGUGAGCAGGAGGACCAAAUGUACCGGGAGCGCCUGCGGACCCUGAUCAUCAUAGCACUCAUCAUGAGCCUGCUAAACUCGAUUAACACCAGCGGUGGAAACAUCUCUUGGAAUGACUUUGUCAAUGAGAUGCUGGCCAAGGGAGAGGUGUCCCGUGUGCAAGUGGUCCCUGAGAGCGACAUUGUAGAUAUAUAUCUGCACCCCGGAGCAGUUAUCUUUGGAAGGCCUAGGCUGGCCCUUAUGUACAGAAUGCAGGUUGCCAACAUUGACAAAUUUGAAGAGAAGCUGAGAGCAGCAGAGGAGGAGCUGAAUAUUGAUAUAAAGGACAGGAUACCGGUGUCCUACAAACGCACUGGUUUCUUUGGGAAUGCAGUCUAUGCACUGGGAAUGGCUGCCAUUGGUGUGGCUAUUCUCUGGUAUAUCUUCCGUCUAGCAGGCAUGGGUGGCAGAGAGGGCGGCUUCAGUGCUUUUAAUCAGCUGAAGAUGGCCAAGUUCACCAUUGUGGAUGGCAAGUCAGGGAAAGGUGUGAGUUUCAAAGAUGUAGCUGGCAUGCAUGAGGCCAAGAUGGAAGUGAAGGAGUUUGUUGACUACCUCAAGAACCCCGACAGGUACCUCCAGCUUGGGGCCAAAGUUCCCAAGGGCUCAUUGCUGCUGGGCCCCCCAGGUUGCGGGAAGACCCUGUUGGCCAAGGCUGUGGCCACAGAGGCUCAGGUGCCGUUCCUGGCCAUGGCUGGUUCUGAGUUUGUAGAGGUCAUUGGAGGCCUUGGAGCUGCCAGGGUGAGGAGCCUGUUCAAAGAGGCUCGUGCCCGUGCACCCUGCAUUGUCUACAUAGAUGAGAUUGAUGCCGUGGGGAAGAAGCGAUCCACCAACAUGUCAGGCUUCUCCAACACUGAGGAAGAGCAGACACUCAACCAGCUGCUUGUAGAGAUGGAUGGAAUGGGGACGACAGACCACGUGAUCGUCCUUGCCUCCACAAACAGAGCAGACAUCUUGGACAAUGCUCUGAUGAGACCAGGCAGACUGGACAGACACAUCUUCAUAGAUCUGCCCACUCUGCAGGAGAGGAAGGAGAUCUUUGAGCAGCAUCUUAAGAUCUUGAAACUGACCCAACCUGCUAAUUUCUACUCCCUACGUCUGGCUGAACUUACUCCGGGGUUCAGUGGUGCAGACAUUGCCAACAUUUGUAACGAAGCAGCCCUGCAUGCUGCCAGAGAGGGGUACAAGUCCAUUGAUACUUUCAACUUCGAGUAUGCAGUGGAGAGAGUGAUAGCAGGAAGUGCAAAGAAGAGUAAGAUCCUGUCAAAAGAAGAACAGAGAGUGGUUGCCUUCCAUGAAUCUGGACAUGCCUUAGUGGGGUGGCUGCUCGAGCACACGGAAGCAGUCAUGAAGGUCUCCAUUGCUCCGCGGACUAAUGCUGCCCUGGGAUUUGCCCAGAUCCUGCCUCGUGACCAGUACCUCUUCACCAAGGAGCAGCUGUUUGAGCGGAUGUGCAUGGCUCUGGGAGGACGAGCUGCUGAGGCUAUCACCUUCAACAAGGUCACGACAGGUGCUCAGGAUGACUUGCGCAAGGUGACACGAGUGGCCUACUCUAUGGUGAAGCAGUAUGGCAUGUGUGACAGUGUGGGUCAGGUCUCAUUCCCGGACACUGAGGCGCAAGGUGCAAUUGGACGCCGACCUUUCAGCCAGGGACUGCAGCAGCAAAUGGAUCAUGAAGCCAAGAUGUUGAUAGCCCGCGCCUACAGGCAAACAGAGAAGCUGCUGCUGGAUAACAGAGACAAGCUGACAGUGUUGGCCAAUGCGCUGUUAGAGCGUGAGGUGGUGAACUACGAUGACAUCGAAGCUUUGCUGGGUCCUCCACCCCAUGGACCCAAGAAGAUGAUUGCCCCGCAGAGCUGGGUAGAGGCUGAGAGGGACAAACAAGACACAGGAGAUGAGGAGGCUCCACCACCUCCCCGCAAGGAACGAGAAGAGGACAUUAAUCCACAACUAGUUUGAUCUUAAAAUGGCUCUGUCAGGAAGAGCUUUUCUUUUCACUUUGGGAAUGUACAAAACCUGUCUUUGGUUACAUUCUAAAAAGCUCUGUAUACCUGGAGGUAAAACAAUGGAGUCACAUAGUUUUUCUAAGUUUCAUAAAACACUGCAGUCAUUGUGGUGUUUCAUCCACAAUUGCUUUCCAGUUGGCCCUUUUAUUUAUGAUAUGGUAAACUCAAAUUAAACUAAACUGAGGAGGACUUAAAUAAGAUGGCACAAAUAAGCCACCAUUUCUUUCAAGAAAAAGCAACUUGUAAGAAUCAACAUUUAGAUGAUUUGCAUAUGUACCCCUUAUAUUGUCAACCCCUAUCUCACCCAUCACUGACUUCAAAUGCUGAUUCCAAAGAUAUAUUUUUUGCCAUUUCUGAGAUUACAUGUAUACGUUCAUCAUAUUUGCAUUUAUCCAGGUGACUCACAUCUACACAUUCUCACACUAAGAUUAAGGUCUUGAAUGUUGUGUUUAGGAUUUAGGUGAGCUCUAAGACACUGAUGAGAGUACAUCAGUAUGGGCUGUAUUCUUAAAUCAAUAUAGAGGAAACAUGAUGGUUUAUAAUAGAAUGUUGAAGUCCAGAUCCAAUAGUUUUUACAACUUUUUUCUUUUUCCAGAAGACUGCUCACACUCAGUAAGUAAAGAGAAUAAUAAAACGGGUUCAGCAGUUAAAAAAAAAAUGUUAUAGAUAGAUUCAGCUUUAAUUUAAUUCAGAGUUGUGGACUGGACAGUUGUAAUUGAGUAUGAGGACAGGCUUGCUGUUUUUUUUCUCCUCUUGCUUGCUGAGGUUUCAGGCAGACUGGCAUUCAAGUGUUAUCGAUAAAGGUUACCAGAGGUUAUUCAUGGUGCGGCUAAAGUAUCAUAGCUGCUGUCAUGCAUACUGAAAAUUUAGAGGCAAAACCUUCAUUAAAUGCUUCCAAUGGUCCUCUUCUCACCUCGAGAUUGAGUGAAUAGUUGAGAUAGCGUGAGCUUACAUUUUCACAAACUGGGGAAUGUACAUUUCUGUAUAUUAGGGGCCAAGUAUUGGUUUGAUUGAGAUGGGUGAAUGAAGUCCCUAAUGAUUUACAGUGCUGAGAAUAAUUUAAAUAAAGUUUAUUUAAACAUU
This is a messenger RNA of Myripristis murdjan (pinecone soldierfish), 3551 nucleotides long. RefSeq names its product SPG7 matrix AAA peptidase subunit, paraplegin (gene spg7). Gene Ontology annotation, cellular component: m-AAA complex; membrane. The transcript has 17 exons. NCBI's taxonomy places the organism in Eukaryota, Metazoa, Chordata, Actinopteri, Holocentriformes, Holocentridae. Bases 1 to 2421 code for a protein of 806 amino acids. Gene Ontology annotation, molecular function: ATP-dependent peptidase activity; metalloendopeptidase activity; zinc ion binding. Gene Ontology annotation, biological process: mitochondrial protein processing. The record is from RefSeq and is a predicted model, not a curated record.